AUGAUCUGUUGCCAAAAUCCUGGCCGCAUCCCGCCGGAGCUGGGAAACCGUGCAGAACUGCAGCUCCUUCGCUUUGGAGGCAACCAGAAGAGCGGCCCCAUCCCGCCGGAGCUGGGAAAUCUCGCAGAACUACAGUCCCUCGUCCUUGCAAGAAACCAUCUGAGCGGGUGA
Messenger RNA from Ectocarpus siliculosus, 171 nucleotides. The record is from the annotation of a GenBank genome assembly. NCBI's taxonomy places the organism in Eukaryota, Phaeophyceae, Ectocarpales, Ectocarpaceae.